Messenger RNA from Mercurialis annua (annual mercury), 1023 nucleotides. RefSeq lists its product as uncharacterized. The coding region runs from base 89 to 955 and encodes 288 amino acids. The record is from RefSeq and is a predicted model, not a curated record. The transcript has 3 exons. Gene Ontology annotation, molecular function: tRNA binding. NCBI's taxonomy places the organism in Eukaryota, Viridiplantae, Streptophyta, Magnoliopsida, Malpighiales, Euphorbiaceae.
CUCAGAUGAGUUUAGCCAAAAGAAAAAAAUAGCAAGACAAAAGAUAAGUUCCUAGACGAAGCAUUUUCAGUUCCGCAGUUGACAGUUAAUGGCGACGGCAACAGCUGCGACGACGGUGGCAGUAGCUGCUGCUGCCUCCGCCGCUAAAAUUAUAAACCGCGGCAGAAUAAGUUUAAGCAUCCGCAAUCAUAUCGGCACCGUUAAUAUUAUUCAGAACCGUCAAUUCAUCAGAAAAACAUCAUCAGCACCAACACCAGCGCCAUUUUUAUCCACAACAAACCACAAUCGAUUUAUUCACUGCUUUUGCACCACCGCCGCUAAUAAUGUAGAAGAAGAGCCGACAACCGCCAGUGUUUCCACCGCCACCGCUACACCAUCGUCAUCUGAAUCAAAAUCGUCGUCAGAUGGAGAUAAAGACAAUGAAAGUGGAAAAUUAACGGAAGCAGCCAAGAUGCUGGACAUAAGGGUGGGGAGAAUAAUAAAAGCAUGGAGACAUGAAGAAGCUGAUUCUCUAUAUGUUGAAGAGGUUGAUGUUGGUGAAGCUGAGCCUCGUAUUAUAUGUAGCGGUCUUGUCAAAUACAUUCCAAUUGACCAUCUUCAGGAUAGGAAAGUGGUGGUGCUUGCUAAUUUGAAAGCGAGGAAUAUGCGUGGGGUUAAGUCGAAUGGUAUGCUUAUGGCUGCUUCUGAUGCUUCUCAUGAGAAUGUUGAGCUUCUUGAACCUCAUCCUGAUUCACUUCCUGGUGAAAGGAUAUGGUUUGGUUCUCAACAUGAUCAAGAAAAUCAACUACCUGAACCUGCCUCUCCUAAUCAGGUUCAAAAGAAAAAGAUUUGGGAAUCGGUGCAGCCUCAUCUCAAGACGGAUGAUUCUUGCCAAGCUAUGGUGGGGGAGCAUUUAUUGCAGACAUCUGCAGGUGUGGUGGUGUGCAGAUCUCUGAAGAAUGCAAACAUUUCUUGAGUGAACUUGGAACUUAAAAUUCAUUUAAUUGAAGUAACACAAUCCCUCAUUUUUGCUUUUUGCUGCAA